AGUAAGACUAUGUUUCCAUUUUCUUUUCUUUCUUUCUUUCUGUAAUAUCUUUUUAUGAAGCAUGUUUUAUAUUAGAAACAAGAAUUUAUUUUUACAAUUCUGGAACUCAGAAGUCAAUUUUCCUAAGUUACACAGUACUCCUCUAAUUUUCUCUGCUAGGCAUCUUGAGGUGCCUCCUCUUUUGAGAGCCUCUUACCCCCACUGGAGCUGAAACCAUUCAACUGAGGCAGUAAGUGUUACUCAGUUGUUCAUUGUUCAGCAGGAAAAACAUUGCAAAUACUGGAGAAUGCAUGAUAUAUUUUUGGAGCUAAUAGAUGGAAAUAAAGGCAGUUUUGCUAAAUGGAGACAGUGUUUAUUUCAUGUCAUUCUGAUUUUCAGCCAUAAGCAAAAGUUUUGUGAGUAUGUAGCCUGUCAUAUAUUGCAUAAAACAGUUCUUAGGGAAAUUUACUUUUAGGUUAUUAGAGUAACAUUGAGACACCAACUGAAAUAUUGUGAUGAUUUUUGUGCAUCAAAAGUAUGAAUUAUACUUUCAGGCAAACUCAGCUUUAUCCUAUUUUAUUUCUUGACCAGCUAUGUGUCAAAUAUGCAAUUACUCCAUAAAAUACACAAUUAAAAGAUCAAUGAAUAAUGAAGCGCAUCCUAUUAAUAUUUUAAAUAACUUUUAAUAUCAUGGCACUAUAUUUGAAAAUGUAAUUAUACUUUAUAGAAAACCUAGACACUGUUUUCAAGAUUAUAACCCUGGGUGAAGUUGGAAGUAUAAUUUUAAUAAAAUUCAUCAGGCAAUAUUACCUUUGGUUUACUUCCAAAGUUGUUGAGAGGUAUAGACUUGAGAAUCCUUCUUUUAUUCCUAACUCUCAUACAUAUUAAUAGGCUCAGACUCAAGCAAAGGAUAAUGAUGUUGCUGUUAUUUUCAUCCACCUGUAAAUCCGCAAAUCCAAUGCUGAGUCAUGAAAAUCCUACUUUGACAAUGCGACAGAACUGUUUAUUACCCUGGGAAUGAUUUUGAAAACUAGCCAUUUGUGUAUCUUUAAGGAAAGGGAAAAAUCAGCAUGUUUAUUAUUUUUUAAAAAUUGGGGCCUGGAUUUUGACGAUGUCAAGAUUUACAGUAUAUCCCUGUUUGUUUUGGAUACACUAGUGACUUCCACUUCUAGAAGACAAAGUUAUAUUACUUAAACAACCAAAGACAGAGUCUCACUCUUCACCCAGGCUGGAGUGCAGCGGCACAAUAUCGGCUCACUGCAGCCUUUGCCUCCUGGGUUCAAGUGAGUUUGGGCUAAUUUUUGUAUUUUUAGUAGAGAUGGGAUUUCACCAUGUUGGCCAAGCAGGACUUGAACUCCUGAUCUCAAGUGAUCCACCCACCUUGACCUCCCAAAGUGCUGGUAUUACAGAUAUGAAACUAACCAUGAAGAAAAAUAUUGUCAAUACACAACAGUCCUUUGUAAACAUGCCCAAUGUGAUUGUACCAGAUAUUGAAAAGGAAAUAAGAAAGAUGGAAAAUGGAGCAUGCAGCUCCUUUUCUGAGGAUGAUGACAGUGCCUCUAUAUCUGAAGAAUCAGAGAAUGAAAACCAUCAUGCAAGGGGUUCCUUUAGUUAUAAGUCACACAGAAAGGGAGGACCAUCACAGAGAGAGCAGUACCUGCCUGGUGCCAUUGCACUUUUUAAUGUGAACAACAGCAGCAAUAAGGACCAAGAACCAGAAGAAAAAAAGAAAAAGAAAAAAGCAAAGAAGAGCAAGUCAGAUGAUAAAAACGAAAAUAAAAAGGACCUAGAGAAGAAAAAGAAGAAAAAGGACAAAGAGAAGAAAAAAAAAGAGGAGCAAAGCAAAGAUAAGAAAGAAGAGGAGAAGAAAGAAGUUGUGGUUAUUGAUCCUUCGGGAAACACAUAUUACAACUGGCUGUUUUGCAUCACCUUACCUGUUAUGUACAACUGGACAAUGGUUAUUGCCAGAGCAUGUUUUGAUGAACUUCAAUCUGAUUACCUAGAAUAUUGGCUCAUUUUAGAUUACGUAUCAGACAUAGUCUAUUUAAUUGAUAUGUUUGUACGAACAAGGACAGGUUACCUAGAACAAGGACUGCUGGUAAAGGAAGAACUUAAACUCAUAAAUAAAUAUAAAUCCAACUUGCAAUUUAAACUUGAUGUUCUGUCACUGAUACCAACUGAUUUGCUAUAUUUUAAGUUAGGGUGGAACUAUCCAGAAAUUAGAUUAAACAGGUUAUUACGAAUCUCUCGUAUGUUUGAGUUCUUCCAGAGAACAGAAACAAGGACAAACUAUCCAAACAUCUUCAGGAUUUCCAACCUUGUUAUGUACAUUGUCAUCAUUAUCCACUGGAAUGCAUGUGUGUACUACUCUAUUUCUAAAGCUAUUGGAUUUGGAAAUGAUACAUGGGUCUACCCUGAUACUAAUGAUCCUGAAUUUGGCCGUUUGGCUAGAAAAUACGUAUACAGCCUUUACUGGUCUACACUGACUUUGACUACCAUUGGUGAAACACCCCCUCCUGUGAGGGAUUCUGAGUAUGUCUUUGUGGUGGUUGAUUUCCUAAUUGGAGUGCUAAUUUUUGCUACCAUCGUUGGUAACAUAGGUUCUAUGAUUUCCAACAUGAAUGCGGCCAGAGCAGAAUUUCAAGCAAGAAUUGAUGCUAUCAAGCAAUAUAUGCAUUUUCGAAAUGUAAGCAAAGAUAUGGAAAAGAGGGUUAUUAAAUGGUUUGACUACCUGUGGACCAACAAAAAAACAGUUGAUGAGAAAGAAGUCUUAAAGUAUCUACCUGAUAAACUAAGAGCAGAAAUUGCCAUCAAUGUUCACUUAGACACAUUAAAAAAGGUACGCAUUUUUGCUGAUUGUGAAGCUGGUCUGUUGGUGGAGUUGGUCUUGAAAUUGCAACCCCAAGUCUACAGUCCUGGAGAUUAUAUUUGCAAGAAAGGGGAUAUUGGACGAGAGAUGUACAUUAUCAAGGAAGGCAAACUCGCUGUGGUGGCAGAUGAUGGAGUCACUCAGUUUGUAGUAUUGAGCGAUGGCAGCUACUUUGGUGAGAUCAGCAUUCUUAAUAUUAAAGGGAGCAAAGCCGGCAAUCGAAGAACUGCCAAUAUUAAAAGUAUUGGCUACUCAGACCUGUUCUGUCUCUCAAAAGAUGACCUCAUGGAAGCUCUAACUGAGUAUCCAGAUGCCAAAACUAUGCUGGAAGAGAAAGGGAAGCAGAUUUUAAUGAAAGAUGGUCUACUGGAUCUAAACAUUGCAAAUGCUGGCAGUGAUCCUAAAGAUCUUGAAGAGAAAGUUACUCGAAUGGAGGGGUCUGUAGACCUCCUGCAAACAAGGUUUGCCCGAAUCUUGGCUGAGUAUGAGUCCAUGCAGCAGAAACUGAAACAAAGAUUAACCAAGGUUGAGAAAUUUCUGAAACCGCUUAUUGACACAGAAUUUUCAAGUAUUGAGGGACCUGGAGUAGAAAGUGGGCCCAUUGACUCUACAUAGAACUGAAAAGCUGGUCAUUGACAGGGACACACCUCAUGAUCCUUCUGAUCUUGUGACUGACAUCAAAUAAAACUUAAAAGAAGAGGAAGACUCAGUUCGGAAAUUUUUCCAUGAGGAAAAUGUGCUUUGGUGCAAGAUACAAGGCCCACACCCUCUCUGAGAGAUACUAUGAUUAAAAAAGCUUUGUAUCUUGGGAUUUUUCACAACUGAUAAUGUGCAAAGAUAUAAACUGAUUAACUUGUCAGUGUCUGUAUCUUCUGAUUUUUUUCACAUAUGCUCGUUUUAUGUAAUAAUCUUCAUAAAAAUGAAUAAGUAUCCCUCACUUUCAUGCCAUUUCCAUUGUUGAGUGAAGUGUAUUUGAAGUAACUGAGAAUUACCAUGUACAUCAUGUUUGGGAUAACAUUUUAAAAAAUUAGACUGCAAUAAAGUAAAAUUAAUUAUGCAA
Chlorocebus sabaeus (green monkey) is the source of this 3908-nucleotide messenger RNA. The record is from RefSeq and is a predicted model, not a curated record. Lineage: Eukaryota; Metazoa; Chordata; Mammalia; Primates; Cercopithecidae.